This is a messenger RNA of Dermacentor albipictus, 4639 nucleotides long. The record is from RefSeq and is a predicted model, not a curated record. Lineage: Eukaryota; Metazoa; Arthropoda; Arachnida; Ixodida; Ixodidae.
UGCGCGACAUCUGCGGUUUCAGCGGGACGUGACCAAUGCAUCAAUUGGCGGGCGUGCCAAUCGCCGGCGCUGCUUGAGUUUCUCGGCGAGAACGCUAGCCCAUGCCAACGUCACCUGCAACGACUGGCUCUGCUCCGAUCGCCUUCAAGCGAAGUCCGCAAUUCUCUGUGAGGUGAGGUGUUUGAAGUGCGUCCUCCUCGGAGGAAUCACAGCCGCCGAGUCCACUGAGUUCCUGUGAGAGAUGGCUCCACCGCAUCGAUUGAUGUGGCCGUGGCUCGUGGGAAUGAUCCUCGCAGCGGUUAUGACCGAGGCCCACGGAGCUGCCAGGCAACCUGUGGAAGGCGACAACGAGGACGAAGAUGUGGCCCAGAUGUACGCCUGCUACGCAAACUAUCUCGUUACCCAAAUGAAUAACAGAGUAACCAACGCUGUUUGGAACUACGCCAACAACCUCACGGAGUACAACAAGAACAACAGCGUGAAGGCGAGACUGGAGAUGAAAAAACUGGAGAAAGAAGUCUGGAAAAAUGUCACCAAGUACAAGUGGACAAAGUUCGAGGAUCCGGUGACGCGAAGAAUUUUCGAAAAAUUGUCAGUUCUGGGAACUGCCAUGUUGAGCGAUGACAAGCAAAAUGAGCUCCUGAACAUAGUUGCGGAAAUGCUACAAAACCACGCUUCGGGAAAGAUAUGUCCUUUUCUCCGAAAAACUAACACGUCAGAGGAAUGCAACUUGUCUUUAGAACCAGAGAUCAAAAACAUCCUCAAGGACUCCCGGAAUUACUACGAGCUUCAGCACGUAUGGAACGAGUGGCGGAAGGUUGCGGGGAAGCCUAUGAAGGAGCGGUACCUGCGCUACGUCGAACUCAUGAACGAAGCGGCCAGACUGAACGGUUUCAUGGACGCGAGCGGUCUCUGGCAGGACGUGUACGAGUACGACGGCUUCGAGAGGAACAUGGCCAAGCUGUGGGAGCAGCUGCUGCCGCUCUACCAGGAGCUGCACGCGUACGUGCGCAGCAAGUUGCGUGCCAUCUACGGCGCGGACAAGAUUUUGGAAGACGGACCCAUCCCGGCACACCUGCUCGGUCACCUCCACUCGCAAGAUUGGAUUGCGGUAACCAAAAUGAGCCGACCAUACCCGAACAAACCGGCAGUUGACAUCACAGGUGCCAUGAAAGAAAGGAGCAUGACUGUUCUCGACAUGUUCAAGAUGUCUGAGGAGUUUUUCACCUCGAUGGGCCUCCCACCAAUGCCUCAAACAUUCUGGGAGCGGUCGGUGCUGACAAAGCCGACAGAUAGAAAGAUUGUGUGCCAUCCUUCGGCUUGGGAUUUCUACAUCGGCAAGGAUGUAAGGAUCAAGCAAUGCACAGAAGUGAAGAUGGAUGAUCUGUUCAUUGUGCACCAUGAAAUGGGCCACGUUGAGUACUUCCUCAAGUAUGCCAAGCAGCCGGUCUUCUUUAGGGCUGGUGCAAAUCCUGGUUUCCAUGAGGCUAUUGGAGAUACUAUUGCUCUCUCUGUGUCCACGCUGAAACACCUGAAGGCAGUUGGCCUGCUGCAAGACAGAAUGGAGGACGAAGAAACGGACAUCAACUACCUGCACAGUGUUGCCAUGGCCAAAGUGGCUCUCAUCCCCUCGGUUUACGUUUUUGACCUCUGGAGGUGGAACGUGUUCAAGGGCAACUACAAGCCGGAAGACUACAACAAGGCUUGGUGGACCCUGCUACUGAAUUACCAAGGAAUUUGUCCUGGUGUCCCACGAGCCCUGGAUGACUUCGACCCACCAUCGAAAUACCACAUAUCUGCCAACGUACCAUACAUAAGGUACUUUGCAAGCAUCGUAUUGCAGUUCCAGUUCUACAAGGCACUUUGUGAAGAAGCCAAUCACACUGGCCCAUUGUACAAGUGCGACUUCUACAGGUCAAAAGAAGCAGGAAAAUUAUUUGGAGAUGUAAUGGAGCUGGGAUACUCCAAACCAUGGCCAGAAGCCUUGGCCAUGCUAACCAAAGGCAGGACGAAAGAAAUGGAUGCCAGUGCAAUGUUGGAAUACUUCGAACCACUCUAUGUAUGGCUCAAGGAGCACAACAAGGGAACAUACGUUGGCUGGAGGAACGACAACCCGACUGCUUGCCCAACAGCUACGAGAAUAUGCCCUAGAAAGGGAGAAGGCAAAGACAGGAAAGGCAGGGAGGUCAACCAGAAGAGCAUGACUCCGCCGCCUGGAUGGAUGUGGCCGUGGCUGGCGUGCCUGGUCCUUGCGGCGGUCGCGCCCGGGGCCCGCGCAACCACCAGGCGACCCGUGGAGGGCGACAACGAGGACGAAGACAUGGCGAAGAUGUACGCCUGCUACGCGAAUUACCUCGUCACCGAAAUGUGGAACAGGGUGGUCGUCGCCGACUGGAACUACGCCAACAACCUCACGGAGUACAACAAGAACAAGAGCGUGGAAGUGACACUCGAGGCUCAAAAACUGGAUCUGCAAGUCUGGAAAAAUGUCACUAAGUACAAGUGGACCAAGUUCGAGGAUCCGGUGACGAGAAGGAUUUUCGAAAAGCUGUCCGUUCUGGGCACUGCCGUCCUGAGCAAUGACAAGCAAAAUGAGCUUGUCAACAUAAUUGCGGAAAUGCAAGAAAACCACGCUUCGAGUAAAAUUUGUCCUUUUGUGCGGCAAACUAACAGGCCCGAUGAAUGCAACUUGUCCUUAGAACCAGAGAUCAAAAACAUCCUCAUGGACUCCCGGAACUAUUACGAGCUCCUGCACGUAUGGAACGAGUGGAGGAAGGUUGCGGGGAAGCCCAUGAAGCAGAACUACCUGCGCUACGUCGAGCUCUUGAACGAAGCAGCCAGACUGAACGGCUUCGAGGACGCGAGCGGCCUCUGGCAGGACGUGUACGAGUGCGAGGGUCUCGAGAGGAUCAUGGCCAAGCUGUGGAAGCAGCUGUUGCCGCUCUACCAGGAGCUGCACGCGUACGUCCGCAGCAAGCUGCGGGCCAUUUACGGGCCGGACAAGGUUCCCGAAGACGGACCCAUCCCGGCACACCUGCUCGGUCACAUCCACUCUCAAGAUUGGUCUGCGAUAACCGAAAUCACCCGGCCAUACCCGAACAAACCGGCAGUUGACGUCACAGUUGCCAUGGAGCAAAGGAACAUGACUGUUCUCGACAUGUUCAAGAUGUCCGAGGAAUUUUUCACCUCCAUGGGUCUACCGCCAAUGCCCAAAACAUUUUGGGAGCGGUCGGUGCUGACAAAGCCUACGGACAGAAAGAUUGUAUGUCAUGCUUCGGCUUGGGAUUUCUACAUGAGCAAGGACGUAAGGAUCAAGCAAUGUACACAAGUGAAGAUGGAUGACCUGCUCACUGUGCACCAUGAAAUGGGCCAUGUUGAGUACUUCCUCAAGUACGCCAAGCAGCCGGUCUUCUUCAGGACUGGUGCAAACCCUGGUUUCCAUGAGGCUAUUGGAGACACCAUUGCCCUCUCCGUGGCCACACCAAAGCACCUGAAGGCAGUCGGCCUACUGGAAGAGAGGAUGGAGGACGAAGAAACGGACAUCAACUACCUGCACAGUAUUGCCAUGGACAAAGUGGCCAUCAUACCCUCGGUGUACAUUUUUGACCUCUGGAGAUGGAACGUGUUCAAGGGGAACUACAAGCCGGAAGACUACAACAAGGCUUGGUGGACUCUGUUACUAAAUUACCAAGGAAUUUGCCCUGGUGUUGCACGAGCACCGGAUGACUUCGACCCGCCUUCAAAAUACCACAUAUCUGCCAAUGUACCAUACAUAAGGUAUUUUGCAAGCAUCGCCCUACAGUUCCAAUUCUACAAGGCGCUUUGUGAAGAGGCCGACCACACUGGGCCAUUGCACAAGUGCGACUUCUACAGGUCGAAAAAAGCAGGAAAAUUAUUUGGGGAUGUAAUGGAGCUGGGAUACUCCAAACCAUGGACAGAAGCCUUGGCCAUGCUAACCAAAGGCAGAACGAGAGAAAUGGAUGCCAGUGCACUGUUGGAGUACUUCGAACCACUCUACAAGUGGCUCAAGGAGUACAACAAGGGAACCUACGUUGGCUGGAAGAGCGACAACCCGACUGCUUGCCCAACAGCCACGACAACGUGCACCAAGAAGCACAAAUAAGCAGGGGCUCAACACCCCAGAUACCUAUUUAACUCUUUAUUGACGAGUGUUGCCUACAGUCAACAUACCAAAAAAAAAAUUUUCUUGCCGAGUUUAAGUAUUGAGUACGAAGUUUCUAGCUAAAUGUCUUCGGCCAACACUGAAUGACAAGCAGCAAGCGUGAUUUGUUGAUUUAGAGCAGGAACAAUGGACAAGAAAGUAGAAGUUUGGCACACGACUCACUGUGUCGUGCAAGCAAGGUCAGAGGAGACAGGCCGAUGCAACAUAUGCAGCUGCAGUGGUAUCACUGCACGGGGUGUAAAGCAAAUGAAAUGUGCGCCUAUGGUUCACGUAUGAUGACAGCUGUCUAUAUGAAUUGAAAAUGAAGCCUUAGGUGGCUUGGGGUGAAGCCUGCUUCCAGUUUCCUGCCUGGGGUUUUCCCUCUAUUGCUGAAAAAUUUCUGCAAAACAUUUUUUUCUCUUUUUUGGUUAUGCUCGUUCUUGACGUGUUUUGCCUAUUUAGACAGAAGAAUAAACA